Molecule: messenger RNA, 882 nt
Organism: Puccinia triticina
Lineage: Eukaryota; Fungi; Basidiomycota; Pucciniomycetes; Pucciniales; Pucciniaceae
Exons: 2
Coding region: 1-882 (293 amino acids)
Cellular component (GO): mitochondrial large ribosomal subunit
Molecular function (GO): structural constituent of ribosome
Source: RefSeq, a predicted model, not a curated record
AUGCUCUCGAGCUCAGCACCGACAGCCAGGAUCGCCAACUCGAGCAGACUGCUCAAGCAGUCCAACCAGUUCAUCUCCCCACACUCCCUCCUCCUCCGCACCCGAUCGGCAGUCCAGCAGCGAGCCCGGAAGACCCGGACGACCCGGCCGAGCCGAUCGCCCAGCCUGCUGGCCAUCCUCACCCAGCACACCGCAUCGAAACCACCAUCGUCCUCGCCCUUCCUGCCCACCAAGUUCCGCUCAGAACACUCCAACCCGGCCAUCGACCCCGCCAAAGUCCGAUGGCGCCCGCCGCUGCUCAAGGCCCAGGCCCGGGCCAUGAUCUGCAAACAGGCCUUCCACUGGCGCAUCCUCAGAUACAUCUUCAACCUCUCCGCCGACGCCCUCGACCCGCAGAAGACGCCCCGCGAGAGCCUCCCCCGCUCGACCCGCAACCUGCUCGCCCAGAAACCCAACUUCUACGACGGCUCCCUCACCCUCCACGAGUUCGCCCAGAUCCCCGCCGACCCCGUCCCGAGACUCGUCGAGCUGCUCGGCGGCCCCGAGCGCCUGUCCGUCAAGGAUAAGCGCCUCCUCGGCCUCUUCCAGGCCCCCAAGGACAUCGCCAAGCCCGUCUCCAGCACCACCACUCCCGCCGAGCCCCACCAGGAUCAGCCCAUCCGCUCCAACCCUCGCUACUCCACCCCAACCCUGAUCCCACAGGCCUUCGGACCCUACAUCGGCAGACGCAAGCCGUUCAAGGGCAAGAUCCGCGAACGGCACCGGGAGGCAAAGGUCGCCGAAGUCACCCAGAAGAUGGUCAAGAUGGACGACAGAAUUCAGACCUACAGAAAGGAAUGGAGGGUUGUCAAGGAGAAAUCCAAACCGGCUCUACCCUUUUAA